AUGCUGUGGCCUAAAAAUCACCUGUGCUACCUAAUGCCACAAUCGAAACUGGCAUCAUGGCCAGAGGGCUGUGGGCUCUGCAUACGCAUAUGCAGACGUGCGGUUCAUUUGAAUGUUGGAGAACAGCGGCCAGGAAGUAUUGUUCUGUGUAAGAAAUGUACAGCUGUCAGAGGGAGGGAAAUUUGUAGUAGCAACAGUAAGCUCGAUUGUACCCUCUUUGCUGGAGAAGAGCAGCCGGGCUUUCAUAUUGUUCUCUCCCUGCCCGCCCCUCAGGCAGCACUCACACUUCGAGCACAGGAGCCACAGCUGGUCCUGCAGGUCCAGCUGGGGGUCCGGCAGUGA
Pipistrellus nathusii (Nathusius's pipistrelle) is the source of this 342-nucleotide messenger RNA. The record is from the annotation of a GenBank genome assembly. Lineage: Eukaryota; Metazoa; Chordata; Mammalia; Chiroptera; Vespertilionidae.